UACGCGCUGCCUGCGAGGAGCGGAGCCGCGCGAUUGUCAUACAGUAUUGGCAGACAUGGCGGCGGACCUACAGCCCGAGUGGAUUUCUUGUCUCCCUUCCGCCUGGAGUUACGGGGUUACUCGGGAUGGACGCGUCUUCUUCAUCAACGAAGAAGCCAAGAGCACAACCUGGCUGCAUCCAGUAAGUGGCGAGGCGGUAAUAACCGGACACAGAAAAACUCCAGACCUACCCACUGGGUGGGAAGAAGGAUAUACUUUCGAGGGGGCACGGUGCUUUAUCAAUCACAAUGAGCGGAAGGUGACCUGCAAGCAUCCUGUCUCAGGCUUACCCUCACAAGACAACUGCAUCUUUGUCGUCAACGAACAAUCUGCCUCCAAAGUGCCAGCGAAUGAGAAGCAGGAACGAGCACUGAACACCAUGAGUGAGGCCUCAAACUACACAGGUGGCUCGGACUACGCCGCAAACACCAGUAGCCCAGCAGGAAGACCCUCAAGGCCUUCCAAAAAAGUUCAUAAUUUUGGGAAGAGAUCCAACUCUAUCCGGAGAAAUCCCACUGCCCCGGUAAUCAAGAAAAACUGGCUUUACAAACAGGACAGUACAGGGAUGAAGCUGUGGAAAAAGAGGUGGUUUGUGCUGUCCGAUCUGUGCCUCUUCUACUACAGAGAUGAAAAAGAGGAGGGGGUACUUGGCAGCAUCCUCCUACCAAGCUUUCAUAUAUCUAUGCUGUCUGUGGAUGAUCACAUUAACAGAAAAUAUGCCUUCAAGGCAACACAUCCAAACAUGCGGACAUACUAUUUUUGCACAGACACAGCCAAGGAAAUGGAGUCAUGGAUGAAAGUAAUGACAGAUGCUGCGCUUGUGCAUUCAGAGCCAGUCAAAAGGUUGGACCGGCUAAAAGUGGAGCAGUGUGGACCACAAGAGAUCAACCAUGUGGCUAACCACAGGCCACCACUCACAGAGCCUGAAAUCCAGAACAAUGAACGCAACCGUGAGGUGGACCUUGAGCGCACUGCAACAGUCACGUCCACAAUGGCAGAAGAAGAGAGGAAGCAGUGGGAUGCUGAGCGCUACGGCUUCCAGAAGGAUGGGGCAGAGCGUGAACGUCCACUCACCAAGAUCAACAGUAUCAAACUGCAGCCAGCCCAGGCAGCAGCCGUCAAAGCGAACAUCACCUCGCCGCAGACUCCAGCUGAGAUGGAUGGGUCACACCGUAGCCCCCAGGUUAAUGGAUCUGGUGAUCAGUGUCCAGCUGAUGGGACUAGAGUCCCUCCUCAGCCAAGUCCCACCCAUGAGCCAGACCGCACCCUGAGUAGGACCAGCUCUAUGCAGCAGCUGGAGCAGUGGGUUCGCACACAAAGAGGACGUAACCAGGAUGAUGACACCAGGAGCAUCACAUCAUACCAGACACUGCCCAGAAACAUGCCAAGCCAUCGGGUACCCUAUAUGCCUCAUUAUGGAGAUGGCUACCGCAGCAUGCCCAGGAAUAGCAUGGCACAGCGGGACAGCAUCUGCAGUAUGUCGCCAUCAUUGUACGACCAGGCCCUGGGUCCAUCGCCGGCCGAUAAGCGCUGCUCCAUGCGUGAUGACACGAUGUGGCAGUUGUAUGAGUGGCAGCAAAGGCAGGCUUACGGCAGGCAGCCGGCGCUCUACAACAAUAUGGCCAGUCCCAAAACCAUGAUCAACCUUUCAGAGCAUGCCGCACCGAGCCACUCCAUCCCCCCCUCGCCCUCCCACGGCUCCCUGUCCAUGUACGGUGGCUACUCUCCAAUGCGAGCCUACAACAUGAACAGUGCUCAUUCCGAGGUUUCCUCUCCCAUCUACAGAAGAGACAUGAGCAUUGACAGACGGCACAGGCCUCAAUUCAACAAGUAUGCCUACCCACCUGAUAGGAGGUCUAUGCCUGCAGGGAUCCCAGUCCAGACUAUCACUGCCCAGUCUCUGCAAGGCAAAACACCUGAGGAACUGACUCUGCUGCUGAUAAAGCUGCGGCGGCAGCAGGCAGAGCUAAACAGUAUCCGGGAGCACACUGUAGCACAGCUUAUGCAACUAAACAUGGAUGGCGACAACCCAAAGAAUGACAUUCUCUCCCAUCACCUCCAAAGGAACCUCAUGUUUUUGGACAAUCAGUUGAGUCCGGACGACUACAGAGAACACGCCUAUACGUGUAUGCCAGAGGAGGUGGACACUGAUACCAAACUUAGCAGGUUGUGUGAGCAGGAUAAAGUGGUGAGGACACAGGAGGACAAACUUCAGCAGCUAUACAGAGAGAAGCACACCCUGGAGACAGCACUGCUGUCAGCCAGCCAGGAGAUAGAGAUGGGCUCUGAUAACCCAGCUGCCAUGCAGAGUGUCAUCCAGCAGAGAGACUUACUGCAGAGCGGCCUGCUCAGCACCUGCAGAGAGCUGUCCAGAGUCACUGCUGAGUUGGAGCGCUCAUGCAGGGAGUAUGAAAAGCUGGAAGGAGAUGUGACUCUGGCUAAGAACAACCUGCUGGAGCAGCUAGAAGCACUGGGAAGCCCUCAGACAGAGCCUCCCAGCCAGGAGCAUGUCUGCAUCCAGAAAGAGCUGUGGAGGAUUCAAGAUGUGAUGGAGGCCCUCAAUAAACACAAAGCUCAGAGAAAUGCUGUUGAGGGGAUGGGUUUCUAUGGGCCCAAGACUAACUUCAGCAAGCACAAAAACGAGGGUCCAGACUACAGGCUAUAUAAGAGUGAACCAGAGCUCACCACAGUAGCUGAAGUGGAUGAGAGCAAUGGAGAGGACAGAUCUGAGCAUCCGUCUGAUAGAGAACAUUCUGGAAACAAAGGGAUGUCCUACCCGGUCGGCAUCGUCCCACCCAGAACCAAAUCUCCAGUGGCAGAGUCUUCUUCCAUAGCUUCAUAUGUUACAUUAAGGAAGAGCAAGAAGCCGGACCCUAGGACGGAGCGUCCACGUAGCGCAGUGGAGCAGCAGCUGUGUGCUGCGGAGAGUGGCCGGCCCAGGAUGAGUGUGGAGGAGCAGCUGGAGAGGAUCCGUCGCCACCAGCAGGGUGCCCUAAGGGAGAAGAAGAAAGGCCUCAGCAUCCGGGGUAGCAGCCAGGAGAACACGCCCUCUCGCAGUCACUCAUUCACUAAAGAAAAACGCAGCAUCCAGUCCCAAAUGAGACGCAGAGAUGUGGUGAUGUGCAGUGACAUUCAGGAGCUGGAGGCCUCCCUCAGGCAGCAGGAGGUCGUGAGGGAGCAGGAGACGCCCGCUGAGGAGAUUGCCCGUCUCAAGGAAGCCUGUCAGGCUGACCACUUUAAUGUGGACCGAGAGCUUUCUGUGCCUGACAAAGUGCUGAUUCCUGAACGUUACGUAGAGUCAGACCCUGAGGAGGAUCUGAGUCCUGAGCAGGAGGCUGAUAAGCAAAGGAAAGUUGACCGCAUCAAAGCCCUCAUAGCAAAAAACAGCAUGCAAAAUGUGCUGCCUAGCACGGUUCUAAGCCCAGAGGAGGAGACUGAAGAGGAGGUUACUGUACAGGAGAAAGAAAAAAUGAUUAAUAUCUCCUACGAGCUGGCAGCUGAGGCCUCCAAACGCAGCAAGCUGGUAGCAGUGAAAAACCCGUCGUCCUCUUCCCCACCCCUUCCACAGUCUCCUAAUACACCCCCUCAGCUCACUGACGGGUCUCACUUCAUGUGUGUGUAGUAGCACCACGCAGGCGCUUGCCUCAGUAAAAACCUACACAUGAAGGAAACGGCAGUAGAAGUAUGAAGACGCCCCUGAAGACUUACCCAAGGACAUCAGCACAAGACGGAGUAGAACUGCCUAUUCUGUCCUCUGGGGUGACUUCUGUAUGCUCACUGUGACGUUUAAGCUCCUAUGCCACCAACAACACUUUCUCUGUGACAUUUCACUGCAGUUGCUUUGAGACAGCUUUGAUACUGUUAUUGUUGCAGUUCCAUUUUCAGUUUCUACAAGGUUUUUAAGUUUAUUUUAUUAUUUAUAUGGUUUUAUUAGGGUCUUCUUUGAAUAUGGGCCAAUGUCUAUCUGUAUAUAUAUGAGGCUAAUAGACUGAGUUUUUGGCUGAGCCACAUUUUCCAUUCAUGUUUCACCACCUGUCCGAAAAGGUUACAGGAACAUGUUUUCACAUAUUUUAGUUCACUUAAAUCUUUUAUAAUUCACUCAAAUAGUUUUUCAAUCAUCACUCAUCAGCCAACCAUUCAUAUUUAUCCAUUUAUUGUAAAGAACCUUUGUCGACACAAAACAUGAGUAUGUAAGAGACAUAGAUCCCUCCAUUAUAAUGAAAGGAGGAGCCAGUUUAAUGCUGCAGACUAAGAUUAUUUGUGAUUUCUCCUGCUUCUGGGUUGUAACUAUUUAAAAACAAGAUCUUCUGCAUUCCCUGUCACAUUGUUGCUGACACUUAUGUGAAUGUUCUGGCUUAAGUCCCUCUUUACUGUCUUUUUUUUUUUUUUUUUUUUUUUAAAUUGCUGAGAGAUAUAUUUAAACUGAGAGAUAGACAAAAUCAGAUUUUAGUUCUAUUUUAUGAUGUUGGUUUGAAGCCCUGGAACUAAAAAAAAGAAAAAGAAAAAAAAGAUUAGCACAUGUAAAAAGCAAUAAAACUAAAAUGUUUGUGGAUCCAGGAUCAACUUUUUUGUGUGUACAAAGUGUAAUUAUCAGAGGUUUACUGUGUAUAUAAUGUACAUGGUACAGCAGGAUGGGAGGAUGUAUCCAGCAUAUGGUUACAUACUAGAUUUGAUUUGCAAAUGUUCAUAUCCCAUCUGUUUUAUAUCAUGUUAAAUAAAUGUUUCUGUUCUUAA
Messenger RNA from Xiphias gladius (swordfish), 4773 nucleotides. RefSeq names its product pleckstrin homology domain-containing family A member 5-like. Gene Ontology annotation, molecular function: phosphatidylinositol-5-phosphate binding; protein binding; phosphatidylinositol-3-phosphate binding. The record is from RefSeq and is a predicted model, not a curated record. Lineage: Eukaryota; Metazoa; Chordata; Actinopteri; Istiophoriformes; Xiphiidae. Bases 56 to 3661 code for a protein of 1201 amino acids. The transcript is spliced from 27 exons. Gene Ontology annotation, cellular component: cytosol.